Protopterus annectens (West African lungfish) is the source of this 2650-nucleotide messenger RNA. It is a transcript of the gene STAMBP, whose product is annotated as STAM binding protein. The coding region runs from base 346 to 1620 and encodes 424 amino acids. Gene Ontology annotation, molecular function: protein binding; metal-dependent deubiquitinase activity; K63-linked deubiquitinase activity. The record is from RefSeq and is a predicted model, not a curated record. Gene Ontology annotation, cellular component: cleavage furrow; endosome. Gene Ontology annotation, biological process: protein K63-linked deubiquitination. The transcript has 10 exons. NCBI's taxonomy places the organism in Eukaryota, Metazoa, Chordata, Ceratodontiformes, Protopteridae.
CCCCUUUUACAAAGUAACACGAUGCUAGUAUUAAAAUACAGUCAAAUGUAAGGCUACCACUUCCAACAAAAUUUGUACAACCUGAAUAGACAUUAAUAUCUUUGAAUGUAAGCUAUCGUCGAUUGAUUCAGUAGGGUGCUACCUUUCGUAAAUCCCUGCUGACCAUUACGUCAGGGUCUAGUUAACCGGAAGUUGUGAGGCGAUGUAGGGACUGUGAACUGUGUGGGGGGUUUUAUUAUUUGCUUCUUCUUCUCCCAGCUUCUGCGUUGUAAAGGGGCCGACGUGAAUCUGUAUCUCCUUGAAAACCGUACCGCCUUAUUAAGUUGGACGUUAAGGUUUUCCUCAAUGCCUGAGCUCAGUGUUGCAGUUCCACCUGACGAGCGGGUGCGAGCCCUUACCCAGAAGGGAAGUUCAGUGGAAGUAAAUAAUGAAAUCCCAAUAAGACGCUACUUCCGAUCAGGAGUUGAGAUGAUAAGAAUGGCAAAUAUUUAUGCAAAUGAAGGCAACACUGAAAGUGCAUUUGUUCUAUAUAACAAAUAUAUAACACUAUUUAUUGAGAAGCUACCAAAGCAUCCAGAAUUUAAAGCCUCAAAUGUACCUGAAAAGAAAGAUACAGUUAAGAAACUUAAAGAAGUAGCCUUCCCUAAAGCAGAAGAACUGAAGAAGGAAUUGUUGGAGAGGUACAGCAAGGAGUAUGAGGAAUACCUGGCCAAAAAGAAAAAAGAGGAGGAGAAAUUUGCCCAGAAAAUGACCCGUCAAAAAAUGCUGGAAGAGGAGAAACAAAGGGUUGCUUUGAUGAAGCAGCAACAGUUGGAACAAGAACAGCUUGAUGCCUUUGAAGAGAUGCUGCGCCGCAAAGAGCUUGAAAAGGAGCGGUUAAGAGUCUUAGAAGAAUUUGGAAAACUUAGAAAAAGUUCAGAAUCUGAAGAAGGUCCUUUAAUAGCUGGCGUAGAUAGACCACCUGUUGUACACCCAGGCAAUGAGUCCCCAAGUGCACCUGUGUUACCUGGCAGUAGAUUUACACCAACAGGACCACCUGCUGUAGAUAGAUCUCUUAAGCCAAGAGCCUUUGGGAGCAUGUACAAUACCACAACAGUAGAUGGACUUCGUCUUGUAGAUGUUCCUCAAGAAUUGUGCAUCAAGUUCCUGCAGUUAGCAGAUACAAAUAAUGCACGAGGGAUAGAGACAUGUGGAAUUCUGUGUGGAAGACUGAUGAGAAAUGAAUUUACAGUAACUCAUGUUAUUAUACCAAAACAAUGUGGAGGUCCAGACCACUGCAACACAGAGAGUGAAGAAGAGCUCUUUCUAAUCCAGGAUGAACAAAAUCUUGUUACUCUAGGCUGGAUUCAUACUCAUCCAACCCAGACAGCAUUCCUGUCCAGUGUAGACUUACACACACAUUGUUCUUAUCAGUUGAUGUUACCUGAAUCCAUAGCCAUUGUCUGUUCUCCAAAAUACCAAGAGACUGGAUUUUUUAAACUGACUGAUCAUGGAAUGGAUGAGAUUUCUGCAUGCAGACAGAAGGGUUUUCAUCCACACACCAAGGAGCCACCUCUUUUUACUGUAUGUAGUCAUGUGACAGUCAGUGAACGGACCGUAACUGUGAUGGAUCUUCGAUAACAAUGUGUCCUUAGCAAAGCCUUCAUUUGCAUAAACACAAGAGACUUGUUGCUGUUUUCAGUUUCAGAAAGAAGCAACUGACUUUUUUCACCAAAUCUUCCUCCUUUAAGUUGAAGAUAAACUAAUGCAAUAUGAAAGAGUUUUACUGCCUUUUUGGUGGGAGUGAUCAUAACUGAGGGAAAAGUGGUUCUGGUCACCUGGUCCCCUUAUAAACCUAGAGCUGUUUGCACUAGAUUUCCCUUACAGUUUUAGUUUGCUUUCUCCACUUCUUAUGCUCCAUAAAUCUGUAAACCACUUCCAAGUGAUUUAAAUAACAGAAGCUAAUUAGUCUUUCCCCAGAAUCCUCAAGAAAUUGUUAAAUGAAGAAAAAUACGUUUAAUUUGUUUGUUUUUUUUACUUUGAAAAUGUGUAGCAUAUUUCAAAUGUUCUGUUAAUUUAAACAGUGCCAUUUUUAUCUAUCUUUAAUUUCUCUCUUAUUUUGUUUAAAUUAUUUAAAAUCUGUUAAAAUACUAAGAUUCUGUUGCAGACCUUUCUUAUCUUAACUUGAUUCAAUGACAAUGAGAAUUUAUUACCUUCUUGUAAAAUUCAUUAAUUCUGGAAUUAAAAUAAUUUAGCAGAAUUAACACUGAAAACAGAAGUAUUUCAGAGUUUUAAUGCAGGAUUACUACCACAAAUUCAGUUUAUACAUUGAUUAGAAAGUGGAGAUAUAUGCUGUGUGAGAGUUAAAUUACAGAGAAAGCUGUACAUAUAUUUAAAAACAAUGUGAUGGCAUAACACAGCAGUUACUGUCUGGAACAUUAACCUGUUAUUAAAAAUAUUACAAAAAAUUUUCUUGUUCAUUUGAGGAGUUUACCACUACAGAUUGCAUUGUAUCCCAUUAUCUGAUCUUAUACUUUUACUUACCACAUUCCUUUCAUAAGGUUCCUGUAUAUGUAAUAUGUAAAGUAUAUCAUACUUGUUUUCUGCAUUUCUGCUGCUACUGUAAAUUUAAUGUUCAGACGAUAAAUCUCCAUUAAACAACUUGAAAAUA